GCCUCAGCCCGCACGGCCUGCCGCCGCGCGAUGUCGGAUCGGAGGCGGCGGGCGUCAGCCAUUGUUGACGAGAAUGGCUAUGAGACCAUAUCUGGCCGCUGGAGGCCGAGGGCAGAUAGCACCGCAGCGCGCAGGCUGGGCUAUGCUGCGCGGACAAGUGGCUACAUCGCCCACAAGGACGUCAACUUGGUGAUGCAACGCGCCAACCAGUACCACGUCGAAAAGUCCGACGUCAAACAGCACGACAUCACCCAGUACGGCAAGUACGACAACAUGUGCGUCAAUUUCGACACACCGUGCGACGCAAGGCACGGCAAGGCCGAACAGCCCGAGGGG
Messenger RNA from Prorocentrum cordatum, 336 nucleotides. The record is from the annotation of a GenBank genome assembly. Lineage: Eukaryota; Dinophyceae; Prorocentrales; Prorocentraceae.